AUGGUUCGGCGGCGCGCUUCAAAGUCAGGACCGAAGGAAAAAGGGAAACCACGUCCGAUCGACCGCAAGGACAGCAAGAUCAACCGAUGGAAUACUGCAGAUGAUAUUCCACUCGACGAAGAGGACCAAUUUCAUGCCUCGAGAGACGAAAUAUUGCUUGACGGGGACAGGUAUGGCAUCCCGGACGACGAUGAAGACGUAGAGGAAGAAGUCUUCGGCCUCAAAGGCAUACCAGCCGAUUCCGACUCUGACGACGAAGAAGAUGAGGAUGCAGAGAUGGAUGACGAAGAGGAUCUGGAUGAAGAAGAACUUCCAAGCACGAAGAAGUCUUCCAAAUCCAAAACCACACCAAAAUCAAAAUCCCAGCCCGGGUUCGCAUCCGACGAAGAUGAGGAAGGCGACGAAGAGGAGGAAGAUGAGAGUUGGGGUCGCUCGAAGGCUGCGUAUUAUUCUUCCAAUGCUGCAGAACUUGACUCCGAGGACGAGGAGGCGCAUGAACUUGAAGAGCAGGAGGCGAAGAGGUUGCAAGCGAAGGCGAGAGAAAGCAUGACAGACGCAGAUUUUGGCCUUGGGGAUAUUGUGGAGGAGGCGGAUACAAUGGACGAGGUUUCUGGUGACUUCCUGGAGCCCGUGCCAGAAGUGGUCGUUGAGCCUGCGUUGCAGGACAAGAAAGCUAUUCUACGUAAUGUCGAGAAGACGAACCCCGAAACACUUGCUCUCGCGUAUGAUUGGGAAGACACCGCGCAAAAGCUUGUCCGUUCCCAACAAAAACUCAAAAGGCUCGAGCUCGAACAGCCAGACGCCCUCAGUACCGGCAUGGUUCAUCUCCACUAUCAAACUCUCCUGACCUACGCCACAACACUCGCAUUCUACCUCCACCUCCGCACCCUUCCCAAAUAUACGUCCCAACCCCUCCUUCUCCGCGCACAUCCCAUAUUCUCCCGUCUUCUUCAACUCAAGCAAGCCUUGUCGACAUUGGAAGAGCUUGACUUCGACCUGUCUUCCGACUCCGAUGUGGACUCUGAGGAAGGCGAUAGCGAGGACGACGAUUACGAGGAUAUGAAUUUGGAUAUCGAAGAAGAUAUGGCCGCACUCAAGAGGCUUCAGGACGAAGAGGAGGACGAAGAGGAGGAAUCGACCACUGGAUAUGGUGGCAUGGAGAGGGUGUUGAGGCUCAAUGCGGGCGCGGGUGGGAAAGGUAAGAAGGCCAAGGGCAAAGGAAGUUCGACGAAAGUCGACUUCAACGAGCUCGCAAGACUGUUGGAAGAGGCAGAGCAGGGUCUUCCUGAUCGUCUCAGACCUAAUCCUCAGGUGAAGACGAAGGUGAAGGUGAACAAGCAGUCGGAUGUAGACGUGGCGGAACCACCGGCCAAGAAGCGGAAAACGUCGAAGACGAAGGCUACACCUGCUCCGACGUUCGAUCUCGUCGAACCCGAAUUCGUGUCGUCGCGUCCAUCUUCUUCGAAAUCAAACUCCACGUUGACCAUCAACGACUCUUACGGCGACCAAACUGCGCUCACCUCCACCGACAUUGCCGAUAAAUCUGCAAGACGGCACACGCUUCGCUUCCAUACCUCUAAAAUUGAAUCUUCCGCUGCACGGCGUUCUGGGGCGCGUGCUGCGUUGGGAGGAGAUGACGACGUUCCUUAUAGGGAGAGGAGGAAAGAGAAGGAUAUCAAAGAGCGGAAGGAGAGAGAGAAGAGGAAAGCGGGAGGGAAGUUGGGAAUGGGCGGAGAUGAUCUGGAUGACGAGGAGCCGGAGACGAAGGAGAAGAAAUCGAGGGCUAGAGGGGCGGAUGAAGAGAAUGAUGGAGAGGGAGACACAGAUAUGUUAGAUGGAGAGGGAUAUUAUGAACUGGUAUCGAAAGCAAGGAAGGACAAGAAGGAGAAAAAGAAAAAGGAACAUGACGAGGAGAAAUUCGCCUCUAGACCCGACGUCGACAUCGAGCCUUCUGAUGAAUCAGGUCCCCGAUCCCUCACCCGCGCUAUCCUCAAGAACCGUGGCCUCACACCACACCGUUCCAAAUCCGUGCGCAAUCCGCGUGUCAAGAAGCGCCAGAGAUACGACAAGGCGCAGAAGAAGCUUGCGUCACAACGGGCGGUGUACAAGGGCGGGAUCGGGGACGCGAGCAAGUAUGCGGGCGAGCAAUCGGGUAUCUCCAAGGUUGUCAAGAGUGUGCGGUUUGGAGAGUGAUCUGUUUUGCUGGUGUGUUGAUGGGCGGUGUCCUUGCUUAUGUUGUAAUAGACUGCCUGCAGGUCUUCAUUCGCUGUGUCAAGGCAACUUGAGUUGUUCCGU
Molecule: messenger RNA, 2295 nt
Organism: Stereum hirsutum FP-91666 SS1
Lineage: Eukaryota; Fungi; Basidiomycota; Agaricomycetes; Russulales; Stereaceae
Exons: 6
Coding region: 1-2193 (730 amino acids)
Biological process (GO): maturation of SSU-rRNA from tricistronic rRNA transcript (SSU-rRNA, 5.8S rRNA, LSU-rRNA)
Cellular component (GO): small-subunit processome; nucleolus
Source: RefSeq, a predicted model, not a curated record